Messenger RNA from Xyrichtys novacula (pearly razorfish), 2300 nucleotides. The record is from the annotation of a GenBank genome assembly. NCBI's taxonomy places the organism in Eukaryota, Metazoa, Chordata, Actinopteri, Labriformes, Labridae.
AUGCCAUCCCUGCACCAUGGAGCCAUCUUUGUCGGAGCCUUCCUCAUCGUUACCGGGGGGUCCACAGCCUUCCUGGCCUCGUACCAGAGCAGGCUGCAGGCCUUCUCCCUCUGCUGCGUGGUGCUGGGGGUGGUCAUGCUCAUCCUGGGGCUCUUCUGGGCCAUGAACAGCAAGAGUGUCUCCAACUACAACCACCGGGACUUCGACCCAGACUGCCCACACUACCCCUACAAUGACUACCCCAACUUUGGGGGCCAUGCGCUCUUCACCCCGCCAGGAGGGCGCUUCCCAGAGUCCCAGUCUGUGUUCCUGCCCAGGUGGGUAAAAAAACAACCAGAGCUUACAUCCCUCUGCAUGUUUCUGUCAGUGGAAAAACCAGUAAGAUUGAAGUUCAAUGAUCAAGAUCAACCUGGAGAUUUAGCUUAAGUACCCAGUGAAGGGAAAACCAGUUAACAUCUUAAAACCCUCUGGAAAGACUUACAUUUUACAAUCUCUUUAGGAAUCACUCUACAUUAUACAACCUCUAAGGAAACCAGUUAGAAGCCAGUUUCGAUGAUACAUUUAAGAAGUCUUUUUCUCCAUUUCUAUGAAAUUGGUUCUUUUUCUGGAUUUGAAGGAGAGCACAUGAAGGGUAAUAUCGCCCUCUGCUGGCAGAGCUUUGUCCUGACUAAAGCAUGGUUUUAAUAACUGUCCAAAGAGACAGGAUCGAAGUUUUCUGACUACAGAUAUUAACACAUAGUGAAUUAAUAUUGAUACAUGAAUAUGUGCUAUAUCAAAACUAGAGUACCAAUAGGCACAAACAGUGAAUUGAAUAUGGCAGGUUAAUAUUUUAAGAAGUUUUUUGGUAACACUUUACAAUAACCAUAACUUAUAAAUGGUAAAUAAACCAUUUAUAAAUGGGAAGCAGAUAGUUUAUAAAUGUUUAAUAAUCAUUUAUAAAUUGCAUAUAGACCAUUAAUAAAUUGUAAAUUUUACAAUUUUAAAAACCUAACCCUUACCCUAACCCCAACUUUACAAUAACCAUCUAAGUAAUGUUUAAAGGUGGUUUAUAAACCACUUAUUAAUCAUUCACAAAGUGCUACUGACACACAAUUUAAUCUGGAUGUUUUACAACCAAUAUUUAAAUCUUAUAUAAACCUUAAAUAAAUAGACCAUUAAUAAUAAAUGAAGAUUAUUAAUCAUAAUUUCAUUGCUUGAUGCUGGUAAAGUAACUAUUAACUUACACAAAUAAACUAUUUAUUUACCAUUUAUAAAUUAUGGUUAUUGUAAAGUGUUACCAGUUUUUUUGUCUUUCAAACUGCUGAUUUGUCUUUUCCUGGUAUGGAUGAUAAACAUUAAAAUAAAAGAAAAUCACACAGCCUGUUAGCUUAGCUUAGUUUAGCACACAAACAGGAAACAGUUAGCCUGGUCCGAUAAAUGGGAUAAAGAGGUUAGUUCACCUCUCAGAUAGAUGUUAGAGGAUAUGUGGGCAUGUGAAUCUGGCUGCUAACUGUUGCCUGGUAACCAGCACUGUCAAUCAAAGUGUUGACCUAUAGUUUUAAAUGGUGAACUAUUGGUCUGUUGUUUUUGUGGUCUUAGUAAAACAGGUGAUUCAGCUCCAGUAAUAAAAAUUAAAUUGAUAAAAAAAUUAAAAAAAAAAAAAUAAUAAAUUGUUUUACUGUUUUGAAAGUCUGUCAAAAUUGAGGUACUCCUAAUAUCACAAAGAGGGACAAAUAUAUGGUAAUGUAUGGUCAUCAUGUCUGCAACAGUUUUCUAGGAGCAUUCCCUUUGGCUUUUACAGGUGCUAGGUUUAAACUGAAUCAGAUCAGAUUUCUCCUUUCUGCUGGUUUUGUUUUCGGUAAAGAGCAGAGGGCUGAAUGGUACAGUGAGUGUGCCACACUAAGUUGCCUGAGAGGAAGCCUGACAAAACCUGAAGCUGCUCAGAUACAAGACAUGGUUAUUACCUGCAACAGUUUUUAAAGAUCACAAAGUGUGUGCAUCAUGAUUUUCUGCUAGCCUCUUUUUACCGUAAAGAUCAUAAAGUUUGAGCAACAUGACUUCUACCUGUCCCUGUUUUCUUCAGGACAAUGGAACGCCAUCGUCAUGGAACUCGUGGUGAUGAGUUUGACUACCCUCCUAUGGAGCCUGUUGGUUUCAGUCCACCUCCACACCCACCCCCGUGGCUGGAGCCCCCUCCUCCCUAUGAAGUCGCCAUCAAAACCACCUGUAGCUCUACUCACCUGCGGCGUGCAUAUUCAGACACUCACCUGGCCACAGAGCCUUUAUUUGCACAGUCCAGAGAGAUCAGCUUUGAGGUGUGA